UUGAUACGCGAACUGCGAGAUCGAGAACGAGGCGUACACUAAAAGCGCCAAGAAAUUGAAAGCCACAGUAAGAUGGGGCUCGCAAGUGAAGCUACCCUAGUAGAAACAGUUGUUGAAGUGACCCUUCUGUUGUUUUCCUGUUGUGGGACUGUCCUGGCAAACAUCAUGGUACUUAUUGUUGUGGCUACAAAAGAGAAACUUCAGGCUCCAACAUACUUCUACUAUUUGAGUCUGGCUGUCUCCGAUUUUAUUUUGGGUGUGUUUUGCAUACCGCUAGUAAUAGCGGCAUUCGUUUUGCACCGUUGGCCAAUUGGAGACAUCUUGUGUCAGUUAUACGCUGUUCUCAUCAGCGUGUCUGUGAACUGUUCCGUUGUGACGCUGGCCAUAAUCAGUGUGGACCGUUAUUUCGCCCUCUCAAAACCAGUGGAGAGCAGAGCCCAUCUGACCUUCACCAAACGACGCUACAAACUGAUCAUUAUCGCCAGCUGGCUGCACUCGGUGUUCUGGGCCAGCGGUCCGUUAUUCAAAUGGGGAAGCACAAAGUUGGACGAGUUUACACACACUUGCAAACCCGACUGGGGAGGGGAAGGGCUGGCUAAUAAAACCUACGCAUUGUGUUUGGCGUUUUUCGCCUUCGCAGUGCCAGUCGGCGCAAUGAUAUACGCCUAUUACAAGAUCUAUUGCAUAGCAAGGGCUUCGAAGAGAGCCGCAGCUCGUUAUGAUCCCCAAAAGGAAGAGUCACCGCAAGGUGAGCGCGUUCCACUGAAAGAAAGCACUGCUACAAAACACACACAUGCUGCUGCAACUGCUGACGACAACAAAGCCCUGAAAACGGUCUUGUUGCUGAUUGGUUCAUUCGCUGCCUGCUGGUCGAUCUACACCCUAGCAACCGUCUGGAGGAUAUUGGCGUCAAAUUCCGUUCCCCCGUGGAUUGUUCGCGUUGGACUGGUACUUACUCUCUGUAACUGCUGCAUCGACCCGUUCAUAUAUUCAAUCCGAGAUGAGAAGAUGAAACGAGAAAUCAAGGAAAUGAUCUGCAAGAUUCUGUGCAGAAACACAUGAAAUCAUUAUCCUAAACACUACUUACCAAAGGAUAUUGCACUAUUUGAAGACUGUGGUCUACAGGCAUUAGAGAUUUGCCUGCAUCUAAAGCCAAAUCUAUUGAGAAAUUACAGAGUUGAUCAUGUCAAAAUUGUUCGCGCUCCUUUUGAUUUUCCUUUCUCCAGCUAUAAUCCCUAAGAACCUGCCAGUCGAAUUUUAAAAAUAGUGAUAACUGUUUAGUCUUGUACCCAUACCUUCCAUGGCCAAGCGGUUGUAAGUUCCCUAGAUUUACAAUUACACGGUAGGACCUGGGUACGAGGUUAGUAAAUAGAGUAAGGAUGAUGGUCUUUUUUUGAGUUGUUUUCUUAAAUUUUUUAUGUUCUAAAAUGCACCUGGCCCAAAAGAACUAAGCUUUAGGGAAGAUUGUUAAACUAAACUGAAUAUAACCAUGCAUGCACUCUUUUAAGACAUCUUUAGAGCAGAGAGUAUAAAGAAGGCAAGGCAAGGCAAAAAAGCAUCUUUUGAGCUCUUCAUGUAUCUCAACACGUGAAUCUUCAUGCAUUCACUGGUUUGAAUCAGAAAUGAGUGUUGUUCUUGGAGACUGGUUAAAUAUUCCUUUUGCCACUGUACCCUGAAAUUUUUCAUCAUCUUUUGAUGGUAUUUCGCUCGUCUUGAU
Molecule: messenger RNA, 1717 nt
Organism: Pocillopora verrucosa
Lineage: Eukaryota; Metazoa; Cnidaria; Anthozoa; Scleractinia; Pocilloporidae
Product: alpha-1A adrenergic receptor-like
Biological process (GO): G protein-coupled receptor signaling pathway; cellular response to light stimulus; phototransduction
Cellular component (GO): plasma membrane
Molecular function (GO): G protein-coupled photoreceptor activity
Source: RefSeq, a predicted model, not a curated record